Molecule: messenger RNA, 1187 nt
Organism: Gambusia affinis (western mosquitofish)
Lineage: Eukaryota; Metazoa; Chordata; Actinopteri; Cyprinodontiformes; Poeciliidae
Gene: cryz
Product: crystallin, zeta (quinone reductase)
Exons: 9
Coding region: 91-1077 (328 amino acids)
Cellular component (GO): cytosol
Molecular function (GO): mRNA 3'-UTR binding; quinone reductase (NADPH) activity; NADPH binding
Source: RefSeq, a predicted model, not a curated record
UUUUUAUUUUUUUAUUUAUGUAUUUUUUCAGUCAGUGAAAGUAACGCUGGUCUCCUCUGUCACCUGUUCCUGUUUGCAGAUCGAGCUGACAUGUCAGGCAGCAGGAUGAUGAGAGCCAUCAGAGUCAGUGAGUUUGGAGCUCCGUCUGUUCUCAGGCUGUGCUCCGAUGUCCCUGUCCCUCAGCCGGGACUCAGACAGGUACUGAUCCGUGUCCGUGCCUGUGGAGUGAACCCCGUGGAAACGUAUAUCCGAUCCGGAUCUUACGCCCGGCAGUCCACUCUGCCGUACACACCAGGCUCAGAUGUAGCCGGUGUGGUGGAUGCUGUCGGAGAGGGAGUCACUGCAGUAAAGGCGGGGGAUCGCGUCUUCACCACCGCCGCUCAGUCCGGAGGUUACGCGGAGUAUGCUGUAGCAGCGGACGACUGUGUCCACAAGCUGCCUGAUGCGCUAGACUUCACACAGGGAGCAGCCAUAGGCGUUCCUUACUUCACUGCCUACAGAGCCCUGGUUCACAAAGCUCACGCCAAAGCUGGAGAGACGGUCCUCAUCCAUGGAGCCAGUGGAGGGGUGGGUGUGGCAGCGUGCCAGCUGUCCCGCGCUCUGGGCCUCAGGGUGCUGGGGACGGCGGGGACACCAGAAGGGAUGAAGUUGGCCCUCUGCAACGGAGCGCACUGUGCUUUUAAUCAUCGAGAGAAGGGAUACACAGACAGAAUCAUGGAGGCCACAGACGGUCGAGGCGUGGAUGUGAUAGUGGAGAUGCUUUCCAACGUCAACCUCGGCAAAGACCUCCAGCUGCUGGCGCACGGAGGACGAGUCACGGUUGUCGGUUCAAGAGGCUCUAUAGAGAUCAACCCCAGAGACACCAUGGCCAAAGAGAGCAGCAUCAUAGGAGUGACCCUUUUCUCCUCCACACCGGAGGAGAAGAGGGAGUGUGCAGCGCUGCUGUUUGCGGGGAUGGAGGCCGGCUGGCUGCGGCCGGUCGUCGGCCCCCAGUACCCCCUGGAGAAGGCUGCCCAGGCUCACCAUGACAUCAUCGAGAGUCCCGGGGCAUCUGGGAAAAUUGUCCUGACUAUGUAAUAUGUUGAACAUUGAGUAGGCUAAGGGGUCGAUAUUGGAUUUUAUUUAGUUAAUUAGGAUUAUAUCGGCACGCAACUAGUGACAAUACAGCUACAUCAGACUAAUAAAAA